Messenger RNA from Schizosaccharomyces japonicus yFS275, 2337 nucleotides. Its product is annotated as transcription factor. Gene Ontology annotation, cellular component: nucleus. Gene Ontology annotation, biological process: regulation of DNA-templated transcription; regulation of transcription by RNA polymerase II; DNA-templated transcription. Bases 1 to 2337 code for a protein of 778 amino acids. Lineage: Eukaryota; Fungi; Ascomycota; Schizosaccharomycetes; Schizosaccharomycetales; Schizosaccharomycetaceae. The record is from RefSeq and is a predicted model, not a curated record. Gene Ontology annotation, molecular function: zinc ion binding; DNA-binding transcription factor activity, RNA polymerase II-specific; DNA binding. The transcript is spliced from 2 exons.
AUGCCGCCCGAUUUCUCUCCGGGAAAUACAGAGCUUCUCUUUGAUGCCUUAAAGGCAGAAGAACAACGUCGUCGCCGUCGUGUGCCAUCAGAACGUAGACGACGCGUGGAUCGAGCUUGUUUAAAUUGUAGGAACCGAAAAGUUCGCUGCGAUGGGCUUCAUCCUUGCAAAUCCUGCAUGACGGGAAAUCUGCAGUGUACAUAUCCUGCGAAGGAAGAAAGCCCCUUUGAGUCUGCGAAGGAAUACUUUGUAGACAUGUCGAAUCGACAUUUGUGUUUCCAGUACAUUGUACAAAGGUUAUGUUACGACAAACUUCCGGUUCUUGACACGACAACACUCAUGUCAAUGUGUAGCAUCAUGAAGACGAAGGAAUUGGUAACGCCCAGCGAUGUGAUUGACAUUGUUGCCCAAUUGAAGAACACCGGUGUCCCGACAGACGCUUCAAGACUACAUAUUGAACCACCGGUAGCUUCAGUAACUCCAGUGGUUUCUGUACCUCCUGUAGCAUCUGUUACUAUCGAUAAUACUGAGCAAAAUGUCGACGAAAUUGCGGACCUUAUUGGUCGCAUAAAGGUUGAUCCAAAUGGCGAGUCUCGCUAUAUCGGUGCUUCGGCUGGUGAAGCGUUUAUGGAUUCUGUCCAACGUGAGUUUUUGGUUGAUCCAAGUAUUGAAGAUUUAGAUGCCUAUUCCAACUCUCAUCGGACACUUCAGCCAAGUGAUCAUGAUCUUCUUGCCUUGCAAGAAGCGUGGAAGCUUCUUCCUCCUCCCGAGGUGUCUGACUUUUUGAUCAAGUCAUUCUACACGAAUGUUCAGGCAAACUUUUUCUUCUUUCAUGAAAAAUUACUUCGCUACAGACUCGGCUUGAUGAUUCAUCACCGUGCUCCUGUUGACCCGGGAUUUCUCUGCUUAGCUAUGAUGAUCUUUGCCCUCGGUAGUCAGUUUGCUCACAUGGAGAUACGCAGUGCGCGUUCGCCCAUCGAUAAUCCCGGAAAACAGUUUUUCGAUGCUGCUCGCAUGUUGUUUCCACAGGUCAUGCAACAAUGCAAGCCUAGUUUGGUUCAAGCUUCUAUGUUGAUGGGUUUGUACUUGCAGCCCAGUCUGUCACAAAAGAGCUCGUACUCACAUUUUGGACUCUCGCUCUCGGCAGCCGUCGCUAACGGGUUACACCGGUCAUACGAAAAUCCAAACAUUGACUCAAAGACGCGAGAGCUUCGCAAUCGUUUGUGGUGGUCGGUGUACACGAUUGAUCGGCUAAUUAGUAUUGCAACUGGCCGGCCUCUUUCCAUUACUGAUAGCGAAUGUGACGCUGAUUUGCCGACUGUGGUGCCUGAACUGGAGGUGGAAGGAUCGGCCUCUAAUGUUCACAACAUCAUUUCGAUGACAAAAAUUGCUCGUAUUAUGGGUAAGACAAUGGAGCAAUUGUAUGGCGGGGUGAAUUACCGCAAAAAUCCCAUUAAAAUUAUUGAGUCGCUGCGAGCCGAUUUGGAGAAUUGGAAGAAUGAGCUACCAACGUUUCAAGUCCUCGAAAACCUGGACCCAUCUGACCCGUUGUUCCGCGCAAAUAUUCAUCUUCACAUGACUUACGACCAAGCCAUCAUUGUAAUGUCACGGCCCUUUCUGUUGCACAAAAUGAAGAACUCAAAAACAUCACCCGCCGUGAAUCGUAUAUACGACGACUGUAUAAUUGCCGCAAGACACCUAAUUUUCCUUGUCCGCCAACUACAACUACACUCAAAGCUUUCGUGUUACUCAUUCUUUGACUACAAUUAUACAUUUUCGAGUGCCCUAGUUGUAUUGCUCCAUCGCGUCACAGAACCUUGCGAGGAGGAUGAUAUCGCGAUGGAGCAUGCUUAUUCUGCAUUAGAUUACAUGGCUGAGGGUAAUGAACCCGCACGAAAUUGCGCACGCAUCAUUCGGCUAUUUGAUGCCCACUUGAAAGGGAAACGUGGUGCUGGAAAAGUGAAUCCAAGCGAAUCUGGUUUUAUGGCUUGGCAGAAGUGGGUUGCGGAAGUGUCAAAUAAAGAAGGUUCAAAGAUGAGUUCCUUCAACAAUGUCAUGACACCAAUAGUUGGUCUUCCACCGAGUGGUUCUGUGACUCCCGCUCUUAGUGGAACGUGCGAUCCUACAGAUUUCUUCAACACAUCUCAGCCUGCUCUUUCUCGGACGGAAUUGGAUCCGUUUGGUUCAGCUUUUGGUCUCGAGAGCACUCAUCCGUCUCCCGACUUAAUUACAGAUUCCUCCCUAAUCAACUGGGCCAAUUCGGACCAAGGAAUGGACAUUGAAGGCAGCUGGAUGGGCAAUAUUCAUCCCAGUUGGCUUGAUUAUGUAUGUCCUUGA